AUGGACGUCUUGCGCAAUGCCCCCGAAGCUUCCACCUUCGUGCCGCUCGCCGAGCAUCAAUCGCGCACGCCAAGCUCCUUCUACGAGGGACCGCCAGUGCUCCACUACCACAGCGAGCGCUGCAAGAUUGUCAUCCUCGAGCACGAGCUGGCCGCCACCCCAGCACUGAGUGCCCUGCGCGGUGAGAGCGCUGCGGCAUCCAGCGAGCAAGAUGACGCGAAGGAAAUCGCCAUUGAGGGCAUUGAGACCUGGGUGACAUCCGACAAACUGCUGCUUUUCUCUUCCAUCGCCUCAACAGGUGUCCAAAUUUCCUACCCCUCCAUCUCCCUGCACGCCCUCCAGCGCCUGCGCGUACCAGGCACCGAGUCCCCAGAAGUUCAAGGCCUCUACAUGCAAAUUGCCACACCGAGCGCACCCUCCGCAGACGAUGUAGAGGAGUGCAUUACAAUGACAAUCGUUCUGCCAGCCGAUGCACCAACACAAGAGACGAGCGAUGGGUCCGGUGAGACCGAGACACCCACUCAGAUUUUCUACAAUUCCGUCUCGGCCUGUUCGAAUCUGCACCCUGACCCCGUUGAGCCGGGUGAUGAGGACGAGGAUGAUGAGGAGGGCAACAAGUGGUUCUCGGCUGAGGAUGCAGAUGGUGUUGUCAGACUUGGGGAUGGGGAUUUGCCACCUCCUGUUGCUGGCAGCUCUGGGUGGAUCACUGCUGAGAAUAUGGGUGAGUUCUUUGAUGAGGAUGGGAAUUGGAUUGCUGGAGGCGAGCCGCCUUCUUUCCCGCUUGGGCCUGGGGCUGGGACUGUGAGGACUAGGGAGGGGGAGAAUGGGGCUGAUGAGAAUGGCGAGGGGGAGGAUGAUGAGGCUAAGUGGAGGAGGACUGAGUGA
Messenger RNA from Penicillium antarcticum, 885 nucleotides. Its product is annotated as Voldacs domain-containing protein. Gene Ontology annotation, biological process: mRNA cis splicing, via spliceosome. The record is from RefSeq and is a predicted model, not a curated record. Gene Ontology annotation, cellular component: cytosol; spliceosomal complex. NCBI's taxonomy places the organism in Eukaryota, Fungi, Ascomycota, Eurotiomycetes, Eurotiales, Aspergillaceae. Bases 1 to 885 code for a protein of 294 amino acids. The transcript is spliced from 2 exons.